Molecule: messenger RNA, 927 nt
Organism: Closterium sp. NIES-67
Lineage: Eukaryota; Viridiplantae; Streptophyta; Zygnematophyceae; Desmidiales; Closteriaceae
Source: the annotation of a GenBank genome assembly
CAGCCUGUGGCCUUCCCACCCUCUCCAUUCCUCGUCAAGCAGUAGGGAUGCUUGCAGCAGUGGCAGCACCGGCCGUGGCGGUGGCACUGGCAGCAGCAGUCGCUUAUAACCUAAACAGACUUGUUGCCCCGACUUGCCAGUGCACCAUGUAUGAGUGAUGCUAGCAGUGGCAGCGCCAGCAGCAGUCAAGGCACCAGAGUCAACAACGCCGCAGUAUCAGCAGCAACAUCGGGGGUGGCAGCAGCAUAUGGCUUUUUGUGAAGCUCCAGACAACAGCAAUGGCAGAAGCAGCAAAACCUAUGGCAGUGCCAGCGCCAUACAACGGCACCAGCAACAACAGCAGCUUUGUCAACAGGAAUGGCUGCAACAGCGACAAAAAGAUUGCAGCAGAUUUGUAAUGGUCGCAAGCUCAAUUGCCAGACACCAACAGAAGAAGCUGCGUGGAGUAGCUGUGACUGCCGCAGCAGCAGGUUUAGGGGGAGUUUCCGUAGGUAGUGAGUGGGGCAUUCACUGGGGUUAAACCAGCUGCUGUUCCUGGCUGGUAGAUCUGGCCCAUGCUUUUGGCUGGUAGAUCCAGCCCAUGUUUCUGGCUGGUGUAUCCAGCCAUUUCUGGCUGGUAUAUCCAGCCCAUGUUCCUGGCUGGCAAAUCCAGCUUAUGUUUCUGGCUGGUAAGCCAGCCCAUGUUGCUGGCUGGUAAAAUCCAGCCCAUGUUGCUGGCUAGUGUAUCCAGCCAACUGGCUGGUAUAUCCAGCCCAUGUUUCUGGCUGGUGUAUCCAGCCAUUUCUGGCUGUUAUAUCCAGCCCAUGUCUAUGUUGGAAUAAACGCGUUUGGCGUUUUAAACGCUAGCGUUUAAACGCAAAACGCUUGGCCAGGAGGGGAGCAAACGCUGGCCCGGGCAGGGUUAAAGAAAGUUUCGGGCAGGGCAAA